AUGAGUUGUUUAAAAAGAGUAGAUAUUUUUGGAUCACCAUUUCAAUUUGAAAUGGGAGUAGGAAACAAUAAAAGAUAAACGAAGUUUGGGGGGUGCAUCUCACUUAUUGUUAUCCUCGCAGCUUUAACUUAUUUUGUUUACCUAAAUUACAAAUUUGGAGCUGGAGAAAUUUAACCAAAAAUUACAUCAUAACUUAAGAAAAUAACAUCUAAUUUCUUCUUACCUAUUUAGCCAAAUUAUAUAUAUUUUGACAUUUACAACGACGAGACUUCACAGAAUUUAUAGCAGUGGUAGAAAGCUGAAGGUUAGGAACUGAUAACUUUUCAUGCUUACAUUUUGUAAAGCGAUGAUAAAGGAAAUACUAUACCAUAAAUUAAAAUACCUGUAGAUUAUUGUUCAAAUUUAACUAAUGAUGAAGAAAUAGACCUAACAUCUUAAUGCUUAGAUUUUUCCUCUUUAGACAAAAAUAUUGCUUAAUUUAAAACUUUUUCAAAAAAUGGAUAAGAUACUAGAAUUUAUAUUUCUGUAAAUGCAGUAUGUAGCUCAUCAUAGGUAAGUGAUUGCCUCUAUUCAUAGAUAUUUGAAGAUAAAGUCUUUAGUUAGGCAAACUCGUUUUCUUUAUCUAUAAAUACAAAGUAAUUUAACACAGAUACUCAAAGCCUUGUACCAAAAUAGCAGAAUAUUUUCUUCAAUUUAGAUCCUAGUUUGUUAACAAAUUCUUAAGUUAGUAUUUAAAUUUCUAAAACUAGUAUACAAUAAGGUUUCCUCAUAUCUAAAACAACCGAUUAUACCCAUUUAUCAGAUGCUUCAAGCUAAGAAUCAUUUAGGUCAAGAGGAGCUACAUCUAGUACUUAAAAUACUCCCCUAAUAGCAGAAUUUUACAUCAAUAUGAGUUCUAAUUAGCUAAUUUAAACUAUCCAAUAUGCACAAUACCCAGAAAUAUUAGCUUAGUUUGUAAGUAUCUUAAAUGUUCUUUUGCUUUUGGGAAUAAUUGGCGGUAUAGUCUCCAAAACAGAUAUUCAAUAAUAUUUUAUUGACUUAAAACUAAAAGAAUAUUACAAAUAAACUGCAUACAAAUUUCUAAAGCAAAAUUCAUAGAAUGAAGAAAUUUUAUUGCAUAGCAAACUGAACAAAGAAGAUAUUAUUAAAGCAAAUAAAUACAUAGAAGAAAAGGACUUGAACGAAGAAUUAUCAAAAAAAUUCAAAGUUUCAAUAUUUCAUAGGAUUUUUAGGACAAUAAUAGGUGAAGAAAAAGAAGAUUAUAAUAACAAAAAAAGAAGUGAUAAAGAUUUAUAUGAAGCCUUAUUUUUCUAAGCUUCUUAAUCUUAAGAUGUCUUCGAAAUUUAAUCAGAGCUCUUGAGAAUAAGAAAAAUUCUAGCAAUGUUAAUUACCCCAUAGUAAUAUGCAGCUAUUAAAUGCUGUGGAGCAUCAGUAAGUGAUUAAAUACCCUUCUUACUUGGAAAAAAUUAAAAUAGUAAAAACAAAAUUGCAAAUGCUACAGAAAAAUCUUCAAAAAAUGACGUUCCCGAUAUUGAAUCAUAAUCUUCAUAGCUAUUUAAUUUAUAGUUUAAUUAGAUAGAACUCAUGGAUAAAAUAGAUUAUGACGAAGAAUACUUUUAAUCCUAGUUAGAAAAAUUCAUAAAAGAUUCAGAGAGAGGUUUUGACAACUAUGAUGAAUAAGACAGGAAAGUAAAUCAGCGCUUGCUUGAUUGCUUAAAUAAAACAUACAACUGA
Messenger RNA from Tetrahymena thermophila SB210, 1734 nucleotides. Its product is annotated as transmembrane protein, putative. The transcript has a single exon. Gene Ontology annotation, biological process: reciprocal meiotic recombination. The record is from RefSeq and is a predicted model, not a curated record. Gene Ontology annotation, cellular component: nucleus. Gene Ontology annotation, molecular function: double-stranded DNA binding. NCBI's taxonomy places the organism in Eukaryota, Ciliophora, Oligohymenophorea, Hymenostomatida, Tetrahymenidae.